Anarrhichthys ocellatus (wolf-eel) is the source of this 922-nucleotide messenger RNA. RefSeq names its product S-arrestin-like. The coding region runs from base 290 to 922 and encodes 210 amino acids. Gene Ontology annotation, cellular component: photoreceptor outer segment; photoreceptor inner segment. Gene Ontology annotation, biological process: signal transduction; G protein-coupled receptor internalization. NCBI's taxonomy places the organism in Eukaryota, Metazoa, Chordata, Actinopteri, Perciformes, Anarhichadidae. Gene Ontology annotation, molecular function: G protein-coupled receptor binding. The transcript is spliced from 9 exons. The record is from RefSeq and is a predicted model, not a curated record.
UUUAAAGCCACAAACGGUAAUUGUUGGUCUUGUGAGAAUAACCAUCUUUGUCAGUGUUUUGUCAGAGAAGUGCUGUGAUUUCCUGUUGACAGCGAACGCCUCCUGUACCUGCAGAUCUCCACGUUUGUUGGUGCAGGAUUAGCUGAGUGUGCGUUCAGUGGGUAAUGAGCAGCAUGCUGACCAGGCGGAUAUGUGAGCGGUCAUUAUAAAUGCGGCUCUGAUCGGUCGGAUCACUUGUUAGAAAUCUGCUGCUGCUCAACACACAUUGCUCUCAGGUCGUGACAUCAACAUGAGUCCCAAACAUGUCGUCUUUAAGAAAGCGUCCCGCGACAAGUCGGUGGCGGUCUACAUGACCAAGAGAGACUUUGUGGAUCACUGUGACUUCGUGGAUCCUGUCGACGGAGUUAUUGUGAUCGACCCGCUGCAGCUUAAAGGAAAGAAAGUCUACGUGAUGCUGUCGUGUACGUUCCGGUACGGCCACCAGGACGUGGAUGUGAUGGGCGUGGCCUUCAGGAGGGACCUGUUCCUGGUGACCCGGCAGGUUUACCCCGAGCUGCAGGACAAAGAGAAGCUCACUCACAACAAGAUGCAGCAGAAGCUGCUCCUGAAGCUGGGAGACAACGCCUUUCCCUUCUUCUUUGAGUUUCCAGACAACCUGCCGUGUUCUGUUGCUCUGCAGCCGGGACCGUCUGAUGUGGGGAAGAAAUGUGCGGUGGAGUUUGAAGUGAAAGCUUUCUGUGGAGAAAACCAGGACGACAAGAACAAACAGAAUUCAGUCCACCUCAGCAUCCGUAAGAUCCAGUUCAGUCCAGAACUCAGUGAACUGGUCCCAGAGACUGAAACCACCUUUGAGUUCCUGAUGUCUGAGAAACCGCUACACGUCAGACUGAGCAUGAGCAAAGAGGUCUGUCUGUCUACCUGA